This is a messenger RNA of Scomber japonicus (chub mackerel), 1300 nucleotides long. RefSeq names its product F-box protein 28 (gene fbxo28). The transcript has 5 exons. The record is from RefSeq and is a predicted model, not a curated record. The coding region runs from base 1 to 1146 and encodes 381 amino acids. Gene Ontology annotation, molecular function: protein binding. Lineage: Eukaryota; Metazoa; Chordata; Actinopteri; Scombriformes; Scombridae. Gene Ontology annotation, biological process: protein polyubiquitination.
AUGGCGGCCGUCGUGGAGAGAGUUGAUGGAUGUGUUGGGUCCUUGGACGCAGACGCGGUGUCACCGAGACAGUCCACUCCUCCACCGGACCAGCCGCACCAGAACAACCCGCUGUUAGGACUACCCAUUGUAGCCAUUGAGACUAUUCUCAAUUUUCUGUCUUACGACGAAAUCAGCUUGCUGCGCUCGGUGUGUAAGCGCAUGGACAUGAUCUGCCAGCGUGUCCUGAACCAGGGCUUCCUGAAGGUGGAGCGUUACCACAGUCUGUGUCAGAGGCAGGUCAAAGCCCAGCUGCCCAGGCGAGAGUCGGAAAGGAGAAACCAUUCACUGGCUCGUCAUGCUGACAUUCUGGCUGCCGUGGAGACACGCCUUUCUCUGCUCAACAUGACCUUCAUGAAAUAUGUUGACUCCAACCUCUGCUGCUUCAUCCCUGGAAAGGUGAUAGAUGAAAUUUACCGUGUGCUGCGCUAUGUGAACUCCACUCGAGCACCCCAGCGAGCUCACGAAGUUCUCCAGGAGUUGAGGGAUAUUUCCUCCAUGGCCAUGGAGUACUUUGAUGAGAAAAUAGUCCCCAUCCUGAAGAAGAAGCUGCCAGGGGCUGACCUGUCCGGCCGCCUUAUUGGCUCUGCACCAGUGGCAGGUCCAUCUACCUCCCUGACCACCAUGUCCCUGCUGGCCAAAAACACACCGUCACGCUCUGAGAUGACCAAGGUGCAGCAGCAGGUGAAGGUGAACGGGGCAUCCAUGACGGUCCUGCGAAGGGAGAUGCAGGAAAUUCGUGUCAAGCAGCUGGAACAGCAGAAGCAGCUGCAGGACCAGGAGCAGAAGCUCCUGGAACAGACACAGGUGAUCGGAGAGCAGAACGCUCGCCUCGCUGAGCUGGAACACAAGCUCCGCGAACUGAUGGACAGUAGUUCCGCUGCUAUGGGGGGGCCGAGGCCCAGCACAGCUGUCCCCUCCACAUCCAGCACCACUGCUGUGUCUUCCACCGCUGCCAGCACAUCUGUCAGCGCGUUGACGAGCAGCGGCGCGGCUGCAGCCUCUCUCUCCAGAGAGCCAGAGGUCGAGGGAGGCUCAUCACUCAAGCGCAGCAGAAAGAGCUCAGACCUUCCACGACAGUCCAAACGGCUGCGCAGCAAGAAAUAAGAGACUCAGUGUGUCAUUUAGUUUUUGGUUUCCAGGUCUGACUGAUCACACCUUAAUCCCCACAGCAACACUCAUGACCUGUACUGUCUGUGAGAUGAGUCAGUAGUAUCCCUGUAUGCUUUGCCAGUGUUCUCUGCCCCCCAAUACACACACA